CUAAGUUCAAGACAGAUCACAAUGAGGAAGGGUGCAGAAGACUUCGCAAUGAAUCGCUGCCAGCGACUCGCUGUCGGGCCAAGUUCAAAGCUUGUGCAAACGGACAACGGCUGGAAGCUUGCAGCAGCUCGUGCGCAUAGCAUUCGCGAUACAUUGCCGAUGAAGAUCUCGGGGCGACGCGCCGUUGUCGAGGCUAGGAAGAUUGGCGCGAAAUCGGCCAAUCAGGGCCCAGUCCGCCCGAGCUCCGAAAUUCGGAUGAAAUGGCUCGGUUGA
Molecule: messenger RNA, 273 nt
Organism: Phytophthora nicotianae INRA-310
Lineage: Eukaryota; Oomycota; Peronosporomycetes; Peronosporales; Peronosporaceae
Exons: 1
Coding region: 22-273 (83 amino acids)
Source: RefSeq, a predicted model, not a curated record